CUAAUGCAGGCAACCAUCCAAUCGGAAUGCUAUCUCUUCCCUGAUACCUGAUGCCAGCUUCCCUGGUAAUGUAGGCCACUGAAGCAAAUCCAGAGAGAUUGAGUUAGAAGACAAAAUAGCGUCCGAGAUUCAUUUGGUCGCUGCUCUGCCCUUUCCUCCUUUGCUGCCAAUAACAGGAAAGAAUAUCAGCAUGGUUUUCAGCUUAGGCAUUCCUAGCUAGGCCUAGUAUCGGAAAAAAAGGAGGGGGGACACUAUUAAAAAUAACCCAAAAGAAGACCACAGCUGAAGAGGAAGAACAAGGAACAGAUCCACACGUCCAUGAAAGCAUGCGGUGGCUUCUGAGCAGUGGUAGCUGGAAGAAAUUUGGACAUGCUGAUAGGGGAAACUAUGACUGGUUGACCAGUGAACCAGGCAUGCCAUUGGUGGAAACAGAGCUACAGAGUCAGCAUAAAGUAAGUUCGACCAAAGAAGAUAUAGAGCCAUUCCUAUGCAUCAUAUUACCAGCUACCGUGAUGCUCUUCCUGGCAUUCCUGUUGCUUUUCCUCUACAGACGUUGCCAACGCCGCAAUCCUCAGGCUCAGAUCUUCAGCAUUGACCUCCCAGAGUCCCUUCCAGAGCAUGAUGUGACAGAUUUUCUCUCUGUGCUACCCUGGAACAAUGAGCAGAGCUUCCAAUAUUCCACUCUCCUGCCUGAAACUGCCCUUCUUGCUGUAUGCUUGCCUCCGUCCUAUGAGGAGGCCACCAUGAAGGCAUCCGUGGAAGAGGACCAUGUUCAGCUCUUUCAGGAGCCAGUGCCCCCUUAUGAAGAGACCAAACAACAAUAAGCACACAGAAAUUCCUCUGGUCAGGGUUUUUUCCCUCUAUUGUGUUUUUAGAAAACAAAGCAAGAAGAACUCAGAGCGAGGCAAUCAUUACAAGCACAACAGAGCUUCAAGUGA
Messenger RNA from Candoia aspera, 938 nucleotides. RefSeq names its product small integral membrane protein 28 (gene SMIM28). NCBI's taxonomy places the organism in Eukaryota, Metazoa, Chordata, Lepidosauria, Squamata, Candoiidae. The transcript has 2 exons. The record is from RefSeq and is a predicted model, not a curated record. The coding region runs from base 327 to 824 and encodes 165 amino acids.